Aspergillus brunneoviolaceus CBS 621.78 is the source of this 580-nucleotide messenger RNA. RefSeq lists its product as uncharacterized. The transcript has a single exon. NCBI's taxonomy places the organism in Eukaryota, Fungi, Ascomycota, Eurotiomycetes, Eurotiales, Aspergillaceae. The record is from RefSeq and is a predicted model, not a curated record. Bases 121 to 357 code for a protein of 78 amino acids.
CCACCUCAAUCCUUUUUUUUUCUUUUGACUCCACCCCCUCACUCUCCUCUCCUCUGCUCUCCUCUUCUCAUUCCUCCUUCUUAUCCCGGGAAAACUCUACUAUCAGCCUUCCAAGUCCUUAUGCUGCAACUGGGUGCAGCUUGCAGCCUGCAGAAUGCCUGCCUCCCUCCCUCUCCCUUACCUACCUGGCCUAGGUCGUCAUACCGUCCCGCUCUCUCUCUCUCUCUCUCUCUCUCUCUAUUUCUCAGACCACGUCGUGCCAUGGAUAGAUUUGAGGAGCUCUCAGUGAACGGAAUUACUAUCCGAGGUCGGACUGAUAUCAGAAGUCGGUCACUGUCAUCCCAAUUGGUACAGUAAAUCCUGUCGCCAAGAUGCUCAACCGAGUGAACGAGAGAGAGAAACGAGAGAGAGGGAAUUGAAAGAAAAUACUCAAUUAAGAAAUAGAAAAAUGGAGAAGAAAAUAAGGAAAAUAAGGAAAGGAACGGCUUCCAUCAGCGAGGGAACUCCGGGGGCGAGACAAGACCCUCUCCCUCUCUCUCUCUCUCUCUCUCUCCAUCUCUAUGUACUUAGUCUGGUCUAA